Molecule: messenger RNA, 4809 nt
Organism: Scomber japonicus (chub mackerel)
Lineage: Eukaryota; Metazoa; Chordata; Actinopteri; Scombriformes; Scombridae
Gene: esrra
Product: estrogen-related receptor alpha
Exons: 8
Coding region: 311-1612 (433 amino acids)
Biological process (GO): regulation of DNA-templated transcription
Cellular component (GO): nucleus
Molecular function (GO): nuclear steroid receptor activity; steroid binding; sequence-specific DNA binding
Source: RefSeq, a predicted model, not a curated record
UGUACGGAACCGAACAGGCGGAUAAUAAGACGGUACGUGUCGCUGCGUGUUGUUGGUGUUGUGACGCGAUGUGAGAUAACCCGACGAGGCUCGGACACUGACGUUAAACCGGCUGAACCGACUGUGGACUUGCAAGCCGCAGAGACUUGGGCUGACUUCAGUUAAAACAGCCCUGCGAUGUUUUUUUUUUUUGCAUUUCCCAGUGUCCUGAUAACUGCAGACUUCAACUCAAAGCAAUAGCACUUCACUGAACCAUCACUGGGAAACACGGAUACAUAGGCUUCAAACUUCAGUUCAGCAAACAGACAUCAUGUCUUCCAGGGAGCGUCGGUCCGAUGUCUACAUAAAAGCAGAACCGAGCAGUCCAGAAGGAGGAGGGGGAGGUCGGACUAGCCCUGGCGGGGCUUCCUCGGACUCCUCUCAAAGUGGAGGCGGAGGGACCAGAGGAGACGGCGUUAAACGUUACUCCCCGCCGCUCUAUACACCAGCUCUACGUUGCCACUUUAAAGAUGAGGGUGGUGAUGGGGCAGAGGAGGGCUCCACUGGAAACGGAGCAGGGCGAUGCAAGUACGCCCUGAGCACAUUACCCAAGAGGCUGUGUUUAGUGUGUGGGGAUGUGGCCUCAGGUUACCACUACGGCGUGGCUUCAUGUGAGGCCUGCAAAGCAUUCUUCAAGAGAACCAUCCAAGGUAACAUCGAAUACAGCUGCCCAGCAUCAAAUGAGUGUGAGAUCACCAAAAGGCGCAGAAAGGCUUGCCAAGCAUGCCGCUUCACCAAGUGCCUCAAAGUAGGCAUGUUGAAAGAGGGAGUUCGUCUUGACAGGGUCCGAGGUGGAAGACAAAAGUACAAGAGGCGCCCAGAAGUGGAGAAUGCAACGUACCAGAGUGCCCCUCUACCACUGACAAAGGAGAAUGAAAAAGGUUCCUCCAACAUCAUUGUGUCCCACCUUCUAGUGGCUGAGCCAGAGAAGUUAUUUGCUAUGCCCGACCCUCUGCAGCCCGACACAGCCCAGCGCACGCUCACCACCCUUUGUGACCUCGCUGACCGCGAGCUGGUCGUCAUCAUUGGCUGGGCCAAACACAUUCCUGGCUUUCUGUCGCUGUCUCUAGCAGACCAGAUGUCUGUGCUGCAGUCAGUUUGGCUGGAGGUGCUGGUGCUGGGUGUAGCGUACCGCUCGCUUGGCUGUGAAGACGAGGUAGUGUUCGCAGAGGAUUUUGUCCUUGAUGAGGAGAUGUCACGUGUCGCUGGACUGACAGAGCUAAACGGAGCAAUUAGUCAACUCGCUCGCCGUUUCCGUGCACUAAAUGUGGACCGGGAGGAGUUUGUCAUGUUAAAAGCCAUCGCACUCACUAACUCAGACUCUGUUUACAUCGAAGAUAUGGACGCUGUGCAGAAGCUGCGGGACCUCCUUCACCAGGCCCUGCUGGAGCUGGAAAGUCAGCGGCGCCCAGACGACCCUCAGCGGGCGGGACGCCUCCUUUUAACAUUGCCUCUCCUCCGACAGACUGCUGGACGAGCUCUUACCACCUUCUACAGCAUCAAGACCCGCGGUGGUAUACCCAUGCACAAACUGUUCCUGGAGAUGCUGGAAGCCAUGAUGGACUCUCCCUAGGAGGGAAAAGCAGCAGAAGUAGAGAUGAUGCAGAGAAAGACCCAACUGAGAUUUAGUCUUCAUGAGUGGAUGAGUGUUUUGUGAGAAAGAAAAGAUUUUAUUUGAUAAUUAAUGGAGGAAAAUGGUUAUUUUUCCCCUUUAGGCAACAUGAAGAAAGGAAAAGAAUAUGGGAAAAGAAAACGCUCAUGUAUUCAUGUUAAUAAGUGGGAAUUGGUUAUUAACAGUACGUUGUAACUGCCAAACUUCAGUAAAAGGUUCCAAGAUCCACAUUAGUGGAAAAAACUGAGAAAACAUUUAACAUGAAUACCAAGAUACUUCUCCUUUUCAACUAUUUUCAUGGUGUGUUCCAUCACAGCAUCAGUCUGCAGUAACGUAACCACUGAAGAACAACAUUUAGGUACCCAAGAACAGACUGCAACCAUGUGGCUUUUGAACUUUUUUAAAAUAAUGCAACAUCAACUCAUGAAAGCCAUAAUAACAUAUCGGGCGAAAGACUUGAGGGUCCAGUGUUGGAUCAGAUUGACAUGCACAUGGAGUGCUUGUAUUUACUAUAGUUUAGUGUGCCGUUGUAGGCAAAUUCAUAGGAAUUACUUGCAAUAUGUUAAAAGCAAUAUAAUGACUCGAUUAUUGUCUGUCACAUUUAAAAUGUGGAUAAAAUGGUGAGACAUCUAGUUGUGUGUAUGUCAGUAGUUCUCCACUCUCAGGACCCCAAGUACUGAUUUUAUUUAAAUUCAAGUGUAUAGACUGGUUUGGGUCGGGAUGCCACGAAUGAUGACAUGAGUUGACUUUAACGCCGGUAGAAGAGAAAACCGUCAUCACUUGGGAUGUUGAAAACUGGACUUGGGAACCAUUGGUCUACAUAGAUGCAGGAUACUUUAUAAAAGGUUGUGCAAUGGACUUAUAGUCCAGGAGAGAUGCAUAUGAAGACUGUACUCAUAAAAUGCUCUACUUGGAAGGUAAUAUAUUCAGUGUUGUUUGUAAAUCCUAUUGACACACAAAAGACUGGCUUCCAUAGAAGCAAGCGUGUGCGUACGUAUGUGUGCAGUCAAAACCAAUGAGCCACACUGAGAUCAGGGAAGAAAACUCUUUGACAUUAAAGCCAGUGUGGCAACAACAAUGGUUAGACAAGAAGUGCAUAUGCCUCAUCUGCUUUUUUAUAUGAUCGCCCUCCACUAGAUCGAACCACUAUUUUUGACUUCAGCAGCUGUGCUGUUCAAAAGUAAUGGCCUGACCUAUGUGACCUGUUUCAUUUUUGGGCUUUAAUGUGUAACACUAACCCAGAUGAUUGGUGUAACCUAUAUUUGCAAGGUGUAUGAUAAGAUUUAGCUGCAUUUUCUGCAGUAGAGAAGAACGUCGCAUAAAAGAUCUCCUUUGAUCCAAUGCGAGAUCCCUCCUCUGUGUACAUACGUCUGUUUAACUUGUAAGUGCCCAUAGUGGGCUCAGGGCAACAAGAAAUGCAACAUAUGCAACAUCUUCCUUUUGGAUGUUGAGACCUUGUCUGACAACAUCCUCAAAGUCCUACUCAUUGUUCAGCAGGUUUGUAUACAAUUUAAAUUAUCAUUAUAGUAAGCUUCACAGGCAAUGCACAGCUGAAGUAUCUGAUGUCAAAAUCAGAUCCCUAAAAAUAAUAUUUAGUGGUCAAAAGGCCAUGAAUCUUUUAGCCAUGUACAGUUCCAUUUAAAUGAAGAGAAACAUGCAAUUUAUAAUGAAACAUGAUAAAGCCAGCAAAUGUGACAUAUUCCCCAUUACAUUUAUGCUGUAUUUGUGCAGCUUAUAAUGUACUGAAAUUUGUAAAAACUUGAAACUUGCUUCUCCUUUCUAGGAUUUAAGGGUAUUUUAAUUACGUUGUGACACACUUGUGGGUUUGGUAUUGAACUGAAGCUGUUCAUUCUGGAUAUUAGGAAUGCUACAUGUUUUUUUUUUCUUUUUCUUUAUAUAAGCAGUGUGUGUGUUAUCUGAAGCUCAUUGUCAUUUUAGGGAUCAAUUUACAUGGCUCUAUACAUCCUGCGACAUGGUGAGGCUACAGGGGGGCUACCUCAGGAGGCAGAGUUAAGCCAGAUGGCCAGAUAACUGUGGAGACAAAUGUGAUUCUUGAUCUUUUGAUUUGUCUGGUUAAAUUUGGACAUUUGGGUAUAUUGAAUGUCUUGCACCUGAGAUCAUAUUUUCCUUUUUUUUUCAUAACUUUUAAGGUAUAUAUGGCUCAUCAGUCAUGCUUUAUAAGAUGCCCCACGGUACAAAGUGUCUCACACUGGAGGGCAAGCAAAUAGUUGGUCUGGUUCUACAAGAUUAAUGGUGCACCUCAAAAACAUGGCAGUUCAAAGUGAAAACGGUUCAACUUGUAACACAGGUGUUCUAUUAGCAACAGCUAGCACUGCAGAGCAGGGGCUGAUACUGUCUGAUUCACCUGUUUGUACGUGUUUUCACUGAUUUUGUUCAGUUCUUCGUGGGCCUGGAACAUGUGAAGUAAUACAGCAUGUAAUCGAUUACAGCUCACAUAUUCCUGUCAUCUAAAUAAAUGCUUUUGGUUCCUGAUUUGCUUACUAACCUAAUUUUCUCAAGUAGCAAUCAGAUUUCUGAAAUGAACAAAUAUAGAUGCAUGGCUCCAGUUAGAGCUGUUUAAAGUUUCUCGAUACAAACUUGGUCAUUCACACACAGGUAGAUUUUUCUUUAGCAUACAGUAUGUGUAUUUAGGUACGGUGGGUUAAGGGUGGAGGGUGGGUCAUUUGCAGUCAUUGUUUAAAUUAUACAGUCAUUUGUAGUUUCUACUAAAUACGUGCGCAUUAAUAUAAAUGAGCAAUACAAUAAAUUACCAAACCUCACACAUUUCCUUGUAUAGCCACACUGUACAUUUAACAUUGCCAGUUAUAAUGAAGAAUAGCUACUAAACGUUAUAUUAUUUAGAAGUUCAAAUCAAUGUUUGUAUUUUGAAAGACUAUUUAAAUGAUUAAAUUCUAUUUUUUACUCAAUUUACUGUUGUUUGUUGACACUGCUUUAUUUUUGUGUGUGAUAUUGGCUGUGAAUUUCUGUGUGUAGGCUUUUUUUUUUCUUCAUUUAGAUUAAACAGUUUGAUGUCCUUGUCUAAACAUGUCCACAUAAAAAUCACUGUGAAAAAAGUGAGAUCAUCCACUGUCUGAAGCAACAGAGGAGUGGAUUAUUGUAGGUGCUUUGUGUUGUGUAAUAAAUGGACACACCGCCAC